UGUACUAGCUGGUACUGGCAGUGCGACUUGUACCACCAUGAACCAGAUUUGCGAGUUACUCAGAGACUUGUCCGGUCUCCAUGGAGAGACUAACACCUCAUGGCUUGUUUUGGACACGCGCUUUCCUUCUUCUAUUGAUGAACAUCUUGUCUCCCCGGAACGCUUCCUGCAACUUCGAGAAAACCUUUAUAUUGAAUCCUACAACAUGGCCAGACUACUGAGAAGCUUUGGUAUCCUUGUGAUGAGGCAAAGGAGACUGUCACCUGUCACCCACACAUGGAGUAAGGCAAGGAGGUUGCAGCAUUCAGAAGCUGGCUUAGGGUCACUGACAAGAUACGACGAGUCUGUUGUCUCCACUGACUGGCAAGAGAAGCUCACCCCCGAGGAGUACUAUGUGACCAGGGAGAAGGGCACAGAACUGCCUUUCAGUGGCAUCUACCUUAACCACACAGAAGAAGGAAUGUAUCACUGCGUGUGCUGUAACACCCCAUUGUUCAGCUCAGAGACAAAAUAUAAUUCGGGAACAGGUUGGCCCUCCUUCUGGGAAGCUUAUGGCACCGUUGGGAAUGACGAAAGCAACACCAAUGUAAUACGGAGGCCGGAUAACUCCUUAGGAUGGGCAGGAACAGAAGUCAUUUGCAAAGAGUGUGACGCCCACCUCGGUCACGUGUUUGAUGAUGGCCCCGAACCUUCCGGUCACAGAUUCUGUAUCAACAGCGUUGCACUCACCUUCAAACCGAGUUAAAUUCCAGUGAAACCUAUUGAGGGAAAUAAGGGAAAUUUCUUUCAAGGGCUUUUCCAGGACUUUAAUUUUGAUGAACAAUAUUAGGCUAGCCCCUCGUUUCCCAACCUGUGGCUCUGCAAAUGUUGCAAAUCUCCAUCUCCUAUGAUGCCUGGACAGCCAGCAUGCUGGGAGUUGUAGUUUUGCAACAGCUGGAGAACCAAAUGUUGGGAACACUGGGCUAAGCCGUCAAUAUUUGAUUAUUGGGGUAUGCAACCCCCCCCCCCCAAAAAAAAAAAAAACCCAGACAAUCUGGGUUCAGACAUUGAUGAUCUAUCCAAAAAAUUGGCUGUCAAUACUGAAGACCUGGAUAAUCCCUUAAAAAAAAUAUAUUUUUGUGUAACUUGUCCAGUGUAUUUAUGGGGAACCCAGAAUUUGAUGCCAUUUUUUUUUACUUUUAUUGUCCUGUAUCAUGUGUCUUGUGCAUGGCACAUCUCUACAUGUGCCAGUUUGUAAACCACAUGGGGCGACUUUGCUUAAAAUAUUACUAUAUUGUCAGCCAAAAUCUGUCUAGUACAGUGAUUUCCAACCAGGGUGCCUCCAGGUGUUGCUAAACUAAAACUCUUAGCAUGCAUACUGGGAGUUGUAGUUUAGCAACAGCUGGAGGCACCCUGGUUGGAAAACACUGGUUUUCUACAAUGAUAGAUGUCAGAGGAAGAAUGGGUCAGGCACGUUGGAUUUCAGCAUGUUCAAUCCUCUUUUCUUAGAGCAGUGUUUCCUAACCAGGGUACCCCCAGCUGUUGCAAAACUACAACUCCCACCAUGCCCGGAGAACCAAAGGCAAAUAAACUAUUUUGUUAGUCAGGGAAAUUAUACCACCAGUGACCAUGAAUUUUCCUUUGAAGGGAAAACUAAAGUGUUUCUACAGCAUGAGGUCCCAAUAAAAUAGCUCCUUACAUCAGUUUCAUGUGACUGUAUAGAUUUUGAAUUGAAUUAAAGGGGUACUCCGAAAUAAAUUUUUUUUUAAUCAACUGGUGCCAGAAAGUUAUGCAGAUUUGUAAAUUACUUCUAUUAACAAAACUUAAUCA
Hyla sarda is the source of this 1809-nucleotide messenger RNA. It is a transcript of the gene MSRB2, whose product is annotated as methionine sulfoxide reductase B2. The record is from RefSeq and is a predicted model, not a curated record. Gene Ontology annotation, cellular component: cytoplasm. Gene Ontology annotation, biological process: response to oxidative stress; protein repair. The transcript is spliced from 6 exons. Gene Ontology annotation, molecular function: peptide-methionine (R)-S-oxide reductase activity. Lineage: Eukaryota; Metazoa; Chordata; Amphibia; Anura; Hylidae. Bases 38 to 745 code for a protein of 235 amino acids.